Molecule: messenger RNA, 6065 nt
Organism: Astyanax mexicanus (Mexican tetra)
Lineage: Eukaryota; Metazoa; Chordata; Actinopteri; Characiformes; Acestrorhamphidae
Product: interferon-induced very large GTPase 1-like
Exons: 4
Coding region: 571-5646 (1691 amino acids)
Molecular function (GO): GTP binding
Source: RefSeq, a predicted model, not a curated record
CUUUACUGGCUGUUUAAUUAGAUAAGGAACCUAGUUAAUUAAUAUGUUUAUGACGUAUAUUUGGGCGUUGCCUUUCCCAUUUUCGCGUGCUCUGUGGGCGUGGAUGCAGUGAUGUCAUUCAAAAAUCCUUAAAAGUCUUCCGGAGUAGGAAGCUUUUAUGUUCCCUACGCUGGAAGCCUCCUACAGGAGAAUUUUAAGCGGCUUCUUUCAUCUCCUACGGUAUUCGGACAGGUGGCAAGAUGGCGUCACGAAAUCAGUUUCCGGGUCACGGAGGAGAGGAGGAGGAUCGGUAGGAAAAAGGAGACACUUUUGGGGUUUCUGGACGCAGCCAUGGUGUAUCCUGCUCCAGCUUCACUGCGCUGCUCGUAUUUGCUGCUAACUUCCGGGAACUAUUGACAGGCUCCACGGUCCGCCAUUGCUGUAAAAAACUGGUCCAUUGGAGUGAACGGAGUUGACGCAACUCUAGAGCCAUGGUUUAGACAGGUUCACUGUUCUGCCCAGUACUGCUGCUACAGUCACACAUGUAGAUCAGGUGGUGGUAGGAGUGCAGAUGUCUUUCUCUGCUCGAAGAUGGGGAACAGUCUAUGGGGAAAAAAAGAGGAAAAGAUGGACUGGAGUGAUUCUGAACAUACGUCUGACGGACCUGGGGAUCUCACUUCUCCUGAACCAGCUUGGAUGGUUCUGAACCCAGAAAGAAACUGGAUCACAAUGGCUCCAACUACUGCAAUGGGAUCACAACAGGCUCCCCCUUCUCCUGUAUCAUCUCGAAUGCUUCCAAACGUAGAAUGUAACAGGGAUCCCACUCCUACAGUGACAUCACAUCAGGAAGGAGAAUCAAGAGCCAGACUAAAAGAAGACCUGCUUAAGAGACUUGACCUUGAUCUGAAAUAUAACAACAAGCUAACCAAAGAAGGCUUCCUUGAAAUAACACCAUUAUUACAGAACGAUGAGUGCAAAACUGAGAAGGAUCUUGUUCACACUUUUAUUCAGAGGCUUCUGACCAUAGAUUACAGAGCAAGACACCUCUCUGUUAAGAAUCACCCAACAAUACCAAAGUCUCACCCAGUUGGAAAAGGUGUCUUUGGUGCCCUUUCAAACAGAAAUGCUGGAAACAAAGAAAAGAAACAAGCUCAUGUUCACCCAAUGGAUGUUGAAAUGGCAGUGUUUCAUUGUUCAGAUAUUUUCUUUCAGCAGAUCAUGGUAACUAAGCUGUCUCAGUGUCAGUAUGCAGUUCCUCUUCUGGUUCCAAAUCGUUUCUCUGGACAGAUUGAAUUCCCUCUGUGGACGAUGCGUCAGAUCAGUAAGAGCUGGAAAACCACUGAUACUUCUGGCAGAGUCACUAGUAAGACCCUGCCCAUGUACAAAGCUCAAACUCCAAUGGUGGCAUUCUUCAGGAUUGGUUCGAUUUCUUCAUCAAAGUCUCAGCUGAUGAACAGGCUGAUCAAUGAGAAGCACGACACGUUCUUCCACAGGGACUGUCCAGGCAGCAGCAGAGAGCGUCUACUGAUGGAUGGAGUGGUGGAGAUCGCCUGGUACCUCCCAUCUGGAAAAAGCACUGAUCAUUUCUCAGACUGUGUAGCGUUCUGUAAUCUACAUGGAGAUUCCAGCAUCAACGAGACUCAGAGAAAGAUUCUUACUGAAAUGUCCUCUGUGAAUGUUGUACUUUUACCUCAACUUGAUGAGAAUGACAACAAUAUGGUUAUUGUGAAGGAACUUUGUGAGGGUUCAACUCCUCUCAUUGUUGUUCUGACUGAUGAAGAGGAUGAUUCUGAAGAUGCUGUAUCUGAGAUUGGGGAAGGAAAAUACAGAGUAUCACUGAAGGGCAGAAACCAGUCUGAUGUUUCUGUUGCUCUCAGAGAAGUUAUCAAAAACUGCCUCUCAGAACAGCCUGUGACCUUCAGUGUGGAGAAGAUAGCAGAACAUUCAGAGAUAAAGGUGGAUGAGGAUAAUGAAGACUGUCAGAGAGGAAAGAAAUCUGCACAGGAGAUAAUGAGAUUACUGAAAAGAGAAAAUCCAUCAACAGUCAAAGAAAAGUAUCUGCCCUGCCAGGGGAAGCUGUGGCAUGACUGGUGCCAAAAAAACAAAGAACUGCGACGUCUUAAAAGUGACAACUUAGAAUUAGAGAAAAGCAGAAAGGAAGCAGAAAUGAAGGAAAUAAGAAUCAAACAGCAGAAUCAUGGUUUCAGUGAACUCAUGGGGUUAGUUGUAGAAAGUUUAGACUUGCUGUCAGAAAGUGGGAAAAUGUAUUUCCUCAAGUGGCUGGCAAUCCUACUGGAUGAUUUCUCUUCAGACAAGCUCUCUGUCCUCCUUAAAGAGUACCACCAAAAAUGGUCAGAGGUGCUGGCUUUGAGAAAAAAGCAUGACAAACUUGAGGAUGAAAAAACAAAAACUAGCUUUAAAAAUACAUUACACAAACAGACUUAUGAUUUCUCCAAAAAAAUGCAUCCAGAACAUAACAAAAUAGAUCAACUUAAAACUGAACAACUAAAUCUAGAAAAGAUCUCCAACAAGCUUAAUGCUGCCACAUUUGGUUUGGAGCACAUGCUGAGAGAGAUGGGUCAGAUUUAUGAAGCUUCAGUCUCUGAGAAAAGAGGAACGAAAAGAAAAAGAAAUGUAGACUAUACUGACCUUCCUAAUCUUGCUGCUGAACUCAUGAUAUCUGGCCACCCGAUGGAGCUGAUGGAUGGUGAUGCUGCUCAUGUUCCUCUGGUCUGGGUUUCAGCAGUUCUGGAUAAGGUCAUCAGAAAACUGGGAGACCAGAGAGUCUUUGUGUUGUCAGUUCUGGGAAUUCAGAGCUCAGGGAAAUCCACCAUGCUCAACGCCAUGUUCGGACUCCAGUUUGCAGUCAGUGCUGGAAGAUGCACCAGAGGAGCCUUCAUGCAGCUGGUGAAAGUGUCUGAGGAGAUGAAGGGGGAACUGAAGUUUGACUACAUUCUGGUUGUUGAUACUGAAGGUCUCCGAGCUUUAGAGCUGGCUGGAAAAGACACCAUACAUCAUGAUAAUGAACUGGCAACAUUUGUUCUAGGUCUUGGAAACAUGACUUUGAUCAACAUCUUUGGAGAAAACCCAUCAGAGAUACAGGACAUUCUUCAGAUUGUUGUUCAGGCCUUCAUGAGGAUGAAGAAGGUCAGAUUGAAUCCCAGCUGUGUGUUUGUUCAUCAGAAUGUUACUGAUGUUGCAGCUGGAGAGAAAAUGAUGGAGGGAAGAAGGCGGUUACAAGACAGACUGGAUGAAAUGACCAGGUUAGCUGCUAAAGAUGAAGUAUGUGAUGCAGAAUGUUUCAGUGAUGUCAUUGCAUUUAAUGUACAGAAGGAUGUGAAGUACUUCUCUCAGCUCUGGGAGGGCAGCCCACCCAUGGCUCCACCAAACCCACGCUACAGUGAAAAUGUUCAGGAGCUGAAGAGAGACAUUGUUUCUCGUGCAUCAAAAACAAGCUGCAUGAAAUUAUCACAGUUUCAGCAGCGAGUGAAAGACCUCUGGGAGGCUCUGCUGAAUGAAAACUUUGUCUUCAGUUUCAGGAACACACUGGAGAUAUCAGUGUACAGGAAACUGGAGGAGGAGUAUGAGAAAUGGACCUGGAGUCUCAGGAGUGCCAUGCUGAGUAUUGAAGACAAGAUGCUAAACAGAAUCUCCAGUGGAAAAUUAGAAGCAGUGGGAAAACAAGAGCUGAUGAGAGAAAUGUCAGAGACUCUGCAGAAAGUCCAAAUAUCAUUUAAAAAGUAUUUUGAAGAAGACAGUGAAAAGGAAACUCUGAUUCAGUGGAAAAGCAGAUUUGAGAAACAAAUACAACACGUCCAUGAUGACCUUGUAGAUGAGGCCAAAAGAAAACUGGAUGAGAACAUCAAACAGAAAAACAUUCGGAAAAAUCUGGAUGAGCAGCUGAAAAAUCACGAAAAUACUCUUUUUGAAAAAAGUAAAGAAUUUGCAUUGAAGCUUAAAGUAGACAGGAGCAAAAACAGAGAUCCAAAAGCAGAAUUUGAUUCAGUUUGGGGAAAGUGGGUCUCUGAAUUAACUACAGAUGUUCCGAAAAUCAAAGAUGUUAACAUCUUAGAAGAUGUCUUUAACAUUCUGGGGGAGUUUUAUGAAUAUGAUCUUGUUGUUGGACAAAAGAAAAGUGCCGGUUACAAAAUGAUUUGCACUGUUGGAGAUUAUCUAAACUAUGUUUCCCUGAAAAAGAACAAGUUUUUAAAAGUUUUUUCUGUCAUUGAAAAUAUACCAUUUAUGGGUAAGGCCCUCAAACCAGAGGAUCAGAUAUCAAUACGCGAGCUGAUUUCUAAGGUCAUUCAUCAAACAACAGAAAAAGUGAAAUUAUUUCCAGUCUCAGUGCAGGGAUACAGCUCAGGCUAUAUCCAGGAGCUUGCACGAGAUGUCAAACAACUAGUGCAGGAGUUGAAACCAAGACACGACUCCUUUGAGUUUAAGAAAGAGUUUUAUGUUGAUCUCUCUCUUUAUGUGUGUGAUCAAGCAGAGAAACGCUUUAAGGAACUUCACCGAAAAUACAAAGAAGCAAAUGAUCCACUUCUGUACUUUGAAAGGAAAAAGGCUGAAUAUGUUAAAGUCUUUGAGAAUUACUGGAAAGGAGCAACAUCUGCAGCAGUGCUUGGAGACCAAAUCUGUGUUAAACUGAAAGAAACAAUGCUGCAGAGUGUGUACAACAUGAUCGCUAAAUUCAUCUGUGAUCAGAUGAGAGGAAAACCUCCAUUUAAUGGAAACAGAGGAGAUCUGGAGAAACACAUUCUGAAGACUCUGGCAGAGCAGGAGGGAGAUAAGGAGGAAAAGUUUAAAAACUUCUUAACAUACAUGUACCUGCCCAGGGCAUACUUUGAAAUGUUCAUCAAACGUAAGGUUAAAGAGCACAUGGCAGCAAGAAACCCACAGGCAGUUUCUGCAAUAAAAGAACACUUCGACUACAAACAGAGAAUUGUCAUUAGUGCAGCAAAAAUGGCCAGAGAUGAAGUCAUGGACAUUGGUGGAGAUGUGAACACUUGGCUCGACAUUUUCUCCAACAGUCUUGUAGAUGAGUUGGGAGAUACUAGUGUUCAUCUAGGUGAUGGUGUUACAGAAGAUGUCACUGACUAUGACAUUCUGCUUGAUUUUAUUCAAAAGGAGCUCCCAUCGGUUGUUGCUGAGCUGAAAGGAAGCUUCUGUAAGCUUUCAGAUCUGAAAGAGGAGAUGUUUAGAGAAAAGCCUGAAGAGAUUCUGAUCAAACACUUCUGCAGGUGCUGCUGGACAAAGUGCCCCUUCUGUGGAGCUGUUUGUACCAACAGUCAAGAAGACCAUACUGGAGAUCACCAUGUAGAUUUCCACCGUUCAUCUGGAAUAAUUGGAAGAAAAUACAGAGGGACAACAGAAUUUGUCACAGAAUUUUGCACCACAUUAGUAGCAAGUGAGAAAUCUUUCUACCCAUUAAGUGAUUCGGAUUGGCUUGUCCCUUACAAACAGUACAGAACAGCAGGAGAACAUAUUGCUAAAUGGUGCAUCUCCUCUGACUUUUCAGAGAUGGCAUAUUGGAAAUGGUUUGUUUGUGAGUUUCAGGAAAACCUUGAAAAUCACUACCAGCUUACUUUUAGUGGUAAUGGAGAGAUUCCUUCUGAAUGGACUAAAUUUACUCAGGCUGAUGCAGUUGCAAGCUUAGGAAUAAACUAAAAAGGAAAGAACUAACAGAAAGUGUUUUUUGACAUACAUUGUGAUAUAAGUUUUCUAAGACAAAAAUAAAUCCAGCUGAAUUUGCAUUGCUUCCUAAAUAAACUUAUUAAAUUGAAAAGGUCAAAAAGUAACUUUAAAUGUAUUUAAGAAAAAAUGUAGCAACAAAAUCUGAUACAGAGUAGCUGUUUGUAACAUUCACAGAAUAAUUGCAUGAUCUUUACCAAGUGAUGUGGGUUUUCUCUUUUUUCAGUACAAAAUAUGCUUAAAUGAAUGCAUGUUCAACUUAUGUCAAGAUGAUGUUUUUAUAUUUUUGUUUUACAAUCAUGUAGCUCAUUUAAUGCUGAACAGUCCAGCUGUACUGUCAAUACAAUUUUCAAUAAUAAAAAAAUGGGAUAUUGUGUGAAAAUAAAAAACUGAAC